This is a messenger RNA of Malassezia globosa CBS 7966, 1152 nucleotides long. RefSeq lists its product as uncharacterized. Bases 1 to 1152 code for a protein of 383 amino acids. Gene Ontology annotation, molecular function: serine-type carboxypeptidase activity. Gene Ontology annotation, cellular component: fungal-type vacuole. Gene Ontology annotation, biological process: proteolysis. The record is from RefSeq and is a predicted model, not a curated record. NCBI's taxonomy places the organism in Eukaryota, Fungi, Basidiomycota, Malasseziomycetes, Malasseziales, Malasseziaceae. The transcript has a single exon.
AUGAUCUUUUUAGAUCAGCCUAUGGGUGUCGGGUUCUCGUAUGUGUCCUGGAAAAAUGCGUCGCGCUCCGGUGUGCCGCCCUCACGAACACUGACGUCCGCGGACGGCGCCCGUGAUGUGAGUGCAUUUCUGCACUUACUCGCGACCCAGCCCAUUGGCCCGUUCACUCAACGAGUAGACGAAAAUGGGCGUAUCCACCUGCGUGAUUUCCAUAUGGCCGGUGAGUCGUAUGCUGGCAGAUACUUGCCGCUCAUGGCAAGCCGGAUCGUUAACGACAACGAGCACUAUCUGAUGCAUCCUGAAGAAGGCAUCAUGCCCCUGCCACUUCGCUCGAUUCUCAUCGGCAAUGGUAUGACAUCGCCUCGUCACCAAAAUGCUGCAUACUACGAUUUCGCGUGUACAGACAAGUCGGGUCAUGUGCCAUUCCUUCCCGAGCACACAUGUGAGACAAUGAAAGCCAAACUGCCUGUAUGCAUGGACCUACUGGCCAAAUGCAACCGGCACCGUGGCAAUGUGCCGUACAGCAAGACAGCUUGCCAGACGGCGCUUACGUUCUGUAAAGGAGCGCUCUCUGAGCCUUGGCGUCAGACCAAUGCGUCUUUCUACGAUUGGAAGCAUCCCGUGGAUUAUGAGGAAGAAACAUACAUGGAGGCGUACCUGAACCAUAACGAAACGCGGCGUAUGCUUGGCAUUGAUCCGUUUCCGAUCGGCGAUCAUCAUGAUGGUCGAUUUGCUGCUUGGUCCGAUCGAGUCUUUGCGGACUUCCAGUCGACGGGUGAUGGCGCGCGUGAUAGCACAUGGGCUGUGCAACAUGUGCUUGCCUCUGGCAUCCGUGUUCUAUCUUAUUCUGGUCGUCGCGACUUUAUCUGCAACUUUCUUGGGAAUGCUGCUUGGAUCGACGAACUGGUUUGGAGCUCGGAACAAGGGUUUCGCAAGCAGGCACCACUCGAAGACUGGUUUAUCCCUGGCAGGCGCGAGCGUGCGGGCCAAUUCCGUCAUUAUGGCAAUCUGACAUACGUGGUCGUCGAAGAAGCUGGUCACUUUGCACCACUAGACCAACCCGCUUCUUUACUUGCGAUGUUUCAACGCUGGAUUCAUCCUGCCCCAGGGUCUAUUGGUCGACUUGAUCCAGUACAAUUACAUGCCAUCUAA